Hevea brasiliensis (rubber tree) is the source of this 387-nucleotide messenger RNA. RefSeq lists its product as uncharacterized. The record is from RefSeq and is a predicted model, not a curated record. Lineage: Eukaryota; Viridiplantae; Streptophyta; Magnoliopsida; Malpighiales; Euphorbiaceae. The transcript has 2 exons. Bases 1 to 387 code for a protein of 128 amino acids.
AUGAGAUUGGACGGUGUUGGUUCUUCCACUACUGCAAUUCAACAAUUUAUUCAAGCAUUGCAUCGACAAUUUCCAAUUAAGGAUCUCGGUCUCCUCUCUUAUUUUCUCAGAAUAGAAGUUCUUCACUCUCCUAAAGGAAUUCUUUUAAGCCAGCAAAAGUACAUUUCUAAUUUGCUUGAACAAACUGGCAUGACGGAUGCAAAGGACUGUAGUACUCCCAUUGCUGUCAAACCAAUCUUGAAUAAAAUCGAUGGUACUCUUCUUGAAGAUGGCACUCAAUUUUGGCAAACAGUUAGUACUCUUCAAUAUGCAACCAUGACCCGUCCAGACAUUUCUUUUGCAUGUUUUACUGAUAGUGAUUGGAGCAGGUGCAAUGAUGAUCGAUGA